AUGUGGUGGCCCACAAAUGAGACCGCCUCAAUGAGUGGCAUGGACUCGCCGCAGAGGCGUGAUUCUUAUCUCACCGCGUCCAGCCAGGCCUCGUCGUCACGCUCCCAUUCCCCACUCCCAAUCGAUGCCGCGGGUGGCGGCAAGCCGCGCCGUAAGCUAAGCCUGUUCCGACCACACCAUCGCGGGCGCUCGACCCCAUCCUCAACGGUGUCUGGACCCGAAGACGAAGACGACGAAUGGCUCCUUGAGGGCGGCACGAACAAUGGGCGCGUCGACCCCGAUGCGUCCAUGGGGCGCGAGGCCAGCGCCCUCUCACGCUCCAUCGACACUCUCUCUAUCGAGAGCGUACGGGCCGCCCCACGAGUUGAGAAGCGCGACGGACGCGGGAAGCGCUUGGCUAAGAAGACGUCAAGACUCUUCCACCGGGCAGCAGGUUCAAAUUCUUCCUCGAACAGCCAUAACGACGAUGCCCUUGCGCAUGCCCCUCCCUCGGCUGCGAGCAACCUGCCGAUUCCGCUGGCUGGGCGGCAGUCUUCGUUCUCGUCGUCCGCAUCGUCAAACGAGACCGGAGCUUCCCGCAAAUGGGGCAGCCUGGCCCGUGUGCACUCGCGCGAGUCGCCCAUUCAUCGCUCCUCGGGCGAGUCCUCGCAACCCUCGUCUUGGCAGUACCACUCGACCACGACGGUUAGACGCGCAUCGUCGUCGACGAAUGAAGACUCGACACACGGAAUGAACAUUCAGACCCUGCGGCCGCGUGAGAGCUCAGGCCAGCUCAGCCAGUUCAGCACCUCGGCUCCUCAAACCGCACGGCCUCUUAUGCUCCAGCCGCCUCCGAACGCCCGGUCACAGGCCGCUGGUGGACGAGGCUGGUUCUCCAAUCUGCUAGGCAGUGGCGAACAGACCGGGUCGCCGCAACAACAGGAUGUGACAGCAACCCCUCCAUCUCCUUUGCGCAAGGGCCCCGGUUUCCUUACGGGCGCAUUUGCCGCCGUUCGGAAUAAGGCUGCCAACGGUCUUAGAACGCUCGUCGACUCGGAGGCCCAGCCCGACCACUGCCAAGAGGCCAUGUGGGUCAUGGGUGUUGCGCAUCCCGGUUGGACGCCAGUUUCCGACGACCCCUUCUACAGCGACUCUCAUGCUUCGGGUGAGCUCUCGUCACCGUGGGCCGCGCGCCUAAAGGAAGGCAGCGGCACAUUGUCCACCCCGCCAACCAAACUUAGCACCAUUUUCGGCUCUAGCUUCAACAUCGCAGCGCAGGCCGAAGGUCCGUCCACCCCAUCCCCCGAUGCAGCAGCCCGGUAUCGCAAGGACAAGGCGAAGGAGAAGGACAUGCUCAAAUGGCCUGAACAAUUUUACGACGAUUUCCGCUCACGAGUGUGGUGCACGUAUCGCUCUAACUACGCGCCCAUCUUGCCGUUCCAGAAGCACACAUUGCUGCCGACACCAAGAGCGUACUACGGAGCCUUCUCAAUUUCCGAUCAUUCGCUCCCGAGUCCUCCAUCAAACUUACCGGCAGCUGGACGAGGAGGCUGGCUGCGGGGCGAGACGUAUUACACGUCAGACUCAGGAUGGGGUUGCAUGCUGCGCACAGGACAAAGCAUGUUGGCCAACGCACUCAUCCACGUCCAUCUUGGCCGCGGUUGGCGCCUGCCGCAGGAGCGGCCAAAGCUACAUCCUGAGACACCGCUCGAACUGGCCGAGCUCGAGGCGUACGCAACCCAUGUGCGCAUUCUCUCCUGGUUCCUUGACGACCCAUCGCCCCUGUGCCCAUUUAGUGUGCACCGCAUGGCGAUGAUCGGCAAGGAGCUUGGUAAGGAAGUGGGACAGUGGUUUGGCCCAAGCACAGCGGCUGGUGCGUUAAAGUCCCUCGCCAACUCGUUCCCGAUCUGCGGCCUGAGCGUCGUGUCGGCCCAAGACGGUAUCAUAUACAAGUCGGACGUGUACGCUGCAUCGAACGCAACCACGGACGGCUGGGAGCCUGUAUCUCCGCGAAAGGCCAGACCCACUUCGGUUCACCGCUCGUCAUGGGGCAACCAAGCCGUGCUCAUUCUGGUGGCCACUCGCUUGGGCCUCGACAACGUCAAUCCUGUCUACUACGAUUCAGUGAAGAGCAUGUUCACCUGGCCUCAGAGCGUUGGCAUUGCUGGCGGUCGUCCCGACUCGUCGUACUAUUUCGUGGCGUCGCAGGCCAACCACUUGUUCUAUCUCGACCCCCAUUACACUCGGCCAGCGGUUCCCCCUCGCGUCCCACCAUUGUCAGCAGCCACGAGCGAGCCGAUCCGGCGCGACUCGUGGUCGGAUCCACCUCUUGAGGAAGACGAGGACAACGAAGCCGAGGGCGCACCUCAGUCACCCACUCUCAGCUCCAAGUCUGGACAUUCUAUCCCUGUCGUCGGCGUGGUGGAUGUGGAUAGAGUCGAGGAGUCGCCUGCUCGCAUCAAGCGCUCCAGGCGCCUCACGCCUAUGCAGCAGCCGCUGAGGAUAGAUCCUCAGACGCCACCGCGGACAACCAACCCACCCUCGCCGACUACGCCAACACUCAGCGCACCUCGACACUCGGGCUCGGUGCAUGCGUCACCAGCGCCCUCGCGACAAGCUGCGCACAGCUCUAUCCCCAGCUCCGUGGCAUCGUCAUUGCGCGCCCGACUUCCUGUCGACCCACAAACGCAGUGGUAUGCCAGUGCGUACUCAGAGGACAAGCUCAGAACGUUCCACUGCGAUCGCGUCAAGAAGCUGCCCCUGUCUGGCCUCGAUCCCAGCAUGCUCCUCGGUUUCCUUGUGCAGUCUGAGGUUGAGUUUGAUGACUUCUGUGACCGUGUUGCGAAGUUGCCACAGAAGAUCUUCGCCGUGCAGGACGAGCUCCAGGCGUGGAGUGACGACGAGGAUGGCGCCCUCGAGAGCGUGUCAGAGGGCAUCUCGGGCACCGAGAUGGACUCCGACGACGAGGACCACGAAGACGUUGCCAACGUCUCGGAGGUGCUCUCGGAAGGUGGGGUUGAGAUCGACGAGUUCGGACGUGUGGGUCCCACGUCGGCACGAAGCGCGACGUUCCCGUCCCUGCCAGCGUGGACGGCGCGGGGCAGGGUAACCGGCGCCGCAGCCCUCGGCGGCGACAGCACGCCCGACGCUUCGCCAGACACGACUCUCGAUAUGUCGAUGGAGGACAGCGACGACGAGGCAGAGCGUAUCCCCACAUUGACGGCGCGGCCAUCAUUGGCGACGAUCCCACGGAAGCCGUCAUACUCGUCCGACGUACCGACCGUCAAGGGCCACAUGCGUGGUGCGUCGACGAGUGCAGUCCCGCGCCCUUCCCACUCUCGCGGUACCUCCAUGUCUGUGAAUGUCCUCGCGCACCGUCGCACGGCGUCGGCGCAACCAUCCCCACACUCGCGCACUUCCAGCAUGUCCGGCUCUGGCUCUGGUGGUUCGCGCUCUGGUUCGAGAGGUCAUUCGCGGCGCGGCUCGUCGCCUCCACUACCCUUCGGCCCGUCGCCUGUAGUCACGGCGCGGCGGCCUCCACCAAUCUCCGUGCCCGACGGCAGCAUGAUCUUACCACCCCCCAGAUCCGUCAGCUUGACCGCACCGACAAACACCAGGCGCGUUGAGUCUGUCGACACCUCGGGCAUUCCUCGCGUUUUAGACCCCGAUAACGGUGGCAGCACGGAGGAGCUCGUGGCGGUACGUCCGAGCUUGGAGUUCGGCGACGAGACGGAGACCCUCGAGACGACUGGUGCCAAGACCCCAGAUGAGGACGAGAGCCCAAUACGGUACGAGGACCGCCAAAGUCGACGGACCAGCGAGCGGGUCGAGAUUGACUCUCCUCCUGUGUCGCGUCCAGAACCUCCGUUGUCUCCUCCAGAUGCGCCAAUGUCGCUGCCCCGCUCGCAGGCGCAAAUCCUCCCGCGCUCACACACGCAGGAGACGGUCAUGCCCCGCUCAGCGACUCAGGAGACUGUCAGGCAGCUGCCUCGCGGAGCGAGCCAGCGCUUCUACGACGAGGAGUGGGAGGAGGAUGAGAGAGAUGAGGGCAGCGAUUGGGACGUCAGCCCCAGCAAGAAGGGCGCGCUCGACACCGUGCGCGAGAAGUAA
Messenger RNA from Cutaneotrichosporon cavernicola, 4089 nucleotides. RefSeq lists its product as uncharacterized. Gene Ontology annotation, molecular function: protein-phosphatidylethanolamide deconjugating activity. The transcript has 5 exons. The record is from RefSeq and is a predicted model, not a curated record. NCBI's taxonomy places the organism in Eukaryota, Fungi, Basidiomycota, Tremellomycetes, Trichosporonales, Trichosporonaceae. The coding region runs from base 1 to 4089 and encodes 1362 amino acids.